This is a messenger RNA of Monascus purpureus, 1116 nucleotides long. The record is from the annotation of a GenBank genome assembly. Lineage: Eukaryota; Fungi; Ascomycota; Eurotiomycetes; Eurotiales; Aspergillaceae.
AUGGUUGCCGAAACAAAGUUGUACGAUUCGUUGGGCAUAAAGCCCGACGCUUCACAAGAUGAUAUCAAGAAGGCUUACCGGAAGGCCGCGUUGAAGUGGCAUCCGGAUAAGAACAAGGAUGACCCGAACGCUUCAGAGAAGUUCAAAGAGGUUUCUCAAGCGUACGAGGUACUCUCCGACCCUGAAAAACGCAAGAUCUACGAUCAAUUCGGUCUCGAAUACCUUCUCCGUGGUGGUCCGCCUCCAUCCGCCGGCGGUGGUCCUGGUGGUAGUCCUUUCGAGGGCGGCAUGCCUGGAGGAUUUCCAUUCGGAGGAAUGCCUGGUGGUGGGACACGUACAUUCCACUUCACCACGGGACAAGGUGGUGGUAGAGGAGGAGGCUUCAGCUUCAGUUCUGCCGAUGAUAUUUUCCGGAACUUCGCCAAAUCCUCCGGUGGAAUGGGAGACGAUGACUUCUUCCACAUGUUCAGUGGUGGUGGCCUCGGCGGUGGCCUCGGCGGUGGUUUUGGUCCGAGUACAAGAACUUCUCGUGGACCGGGCGCCGGUUCUUACCAACAGUCUCGCCGCGCCCCGACUCCAGAACCGACGGUGGUCGAAAAGGAGUUGCCGCUCACACUUGAAGAAAUCAACCGUGGAACAACCAAGAAAGUGACAACGAGGAGCAAAACGUUUGACGCGAACGGAAAGCGGACCGUCCAGGACGUGACGUUAGAAGCUAAUAUCAAACCUGGUCUACGUACUGGCUCGAAAAUCAAGUACAAGAACGUUGGAGAUCAAGAAGAGGGUGGUAGACAAGAUGUCCACCUUAUUGUUACAGAGAAACCACAUCCCAUCUUCAAGCGUCAAGGUGAUAAUCUCAUCACAACCGUCGACCUCUCCCUCAAGGAAGCCCUUACCGGCUGGGAUCGUAUCGUGAAAACGAUUGAUGGCAAAUCUAUUCGCAUAUCCAAAGCUGGUCCGACUCAACCCGGAUCCGAGGAGCAUUACCCCGGCCACGGCAUGGUCAUCUCCAAGAAACCCUCCGAGCGAGGCGACCUUAUUGUUCGUGUCAAUGUCAAAUUCCCUACAACUCUGACUCCCUCUCAAAAGGACAUACUUAGGGACGUCUUGCCGUGA